UACAGGCAGGAAAUAACUUGCUCUCUACAUCCGAGAGAGACAUCCGUGCUCUCAUUAAUGUAAGCCGUUCCGAUAGAGCAGCAUCUGACGAAUUAAUUAUAGACAGGCACCACUUCCUAUUCCAAUCCCCUCAGAAUGGACCGGGCAGUCGAAGACGCAACGCCUGCGGAGGAGUGGUCCCAGUCCCUCAACGCCACUUGCAACCGCCUUUCUACGCAAUACUCAAAUCUACUAAAGUCGGCUUCUUCUGUCACCGCUUUGGCCGAAGAAAAUAAACACGAUCCCAGAGCUGGUGGUGGACACAUGAUAUCGGCUCAGGAUCCGCCACCGCCACCGCUCGCAGCUGAUGUUGCACUAGCCUCGUUACAAUGCCAAUUAGCUUCGGAAAAUAUUUGUGUUGCGACAUCGCAUCUCUUGACUUUGAUACGAACGCUGAGAUUAUCCCUCCUAUUAAUGGACGAAGAUACAAUCGACGCGGAGGAAAGCUUGCAGGCGCAAGAAACAAAACGAAUGACGGAACAAGCCAUGACAAAGGCCAUCCAGUUGGAGCAACAACUCAUGAUUCAACGACAGGAGAGCUUGAACAGAUGA
Molecule: messenger RNA, 591 nt
Organism: Phaeodactylum tricornutum CCAP 1055/1
Lineage: Eukaryota; Bacillariophyta; Bacillariophyceae; Surirellales; Neidiaceae
Exons: 2
Coding region: 136-591 (151 amino acids)
Biological process (GO): regulation of transcription by RNA polymerase II
Cellular component (GO): mediator complex
Molecular function (GO): transcription coregulator activity
Source: RefSeq, a predicted model, not a curated record